This is a messenger RNA of Dictyostelium discoideum AX4, 2997 nucleotides long. RefSeq lists its product as hypothetical. Gene Ontology annotation, biological process: DNA repair. Gene Ontology annotation, molecular function: DNA binding. The record is from RefSeq and is a predicted model, not a curated record. Bases 1 to 2997 code for a protein of 998 amino acids. Lineage: Eukaryota; Evosea; Eumycetozoa; Dictyosteliales; Dictyosteliaceae. The transcript is spliced from 2 exons.
AUGAUUAGAUUUUUAUUAAAUAGUUUAAUUGAUGAAGAAGAUAAUAAUAACAAUAGUAAUAGUAAUAAUAAUAAUAAUAAUAAAAUAAAAAAAGAAAAAGAAGAUAAUGAAACAUUUGAAUUAGUAAAAAAUGAAUUUUUAAAAUUAAUUAAAAGUAUUGAAGAAACUAAAGAAUCAUUAUACCAAUAUGUAAAUAACUUUCAAGAUGUAUUUUUAAAUCAAACUAAUAUUUACAAUACUAUAAAGAAUAAUUUUAGAGAUGAUCAUCCACUUUAUCAUUAUUCAAAUCAAGUAUUAGUAAAUAUUUCCAAUGUUUUUAAAAAUAGGAAAACCAAUUUCGAAAAGAAUAUAGAAUCAAUUUUAAAUUACUUGGACAAAGCAAAUUAUUUAAAAUUAAAAUUAGAUAAUUUAAAUCAAUUCCAUACAAAUAUUAUUAAUAAUAAUAAUAAUAAUAAUCAAACUAAUUUAAAUAAAAAAAUAAUUGAAGAGUAUUUAGAUUUAAAAGUUUUACUAUUUAGUGAACUAAAAUCAUUUUUUGAUGAAAGAGUAACAUCUUAUGAUUUACCUUUAAUUAAUAUUCAAAUGAUUUUUAAUAUUGUUUACGAUGAAAUUGGUAUGGUUUUUAAAAAUAGUUUAGAUUUUUUAAAACAAACUAAUACUAUAAAUAUAACAACUUUAAAAACUGUUUUAAAUAGACCAAGUGGUUUUUAUUCAACUUCAAAAAUUAAUAAUAAUAAUUAUAAUAAUAAUGAUUUUAUUUUACCUCCUCAUUUAAAUGAUUAUUCUUCUUAUCAAGAAUAUCAAAAAAAAUUAAAUCAACCACCACAACCACAACCUCCACAACAUAUAAAUCAACAACAACAACAACAACAACCAAAUCAAACUCUUAAUCAACAAAAUCAUCAUGAAACUCAAUUACGACCCCAAAGACAACCACAAAACCAACCAAAUAAUUUCACUAUGUAUCCUUUUGAAUUGUACCAACAACCACAACCACAACAACAACAACAACAACAACAACAACAACAACAACAACAACAACAACAACAACAACAACAACAACAACGGCAGCAACCUUACCCAAGGAGAACUCCAGUUUUCCCAAGGCCUACUCCAACAAUGCCCACAACAACUUCACCUCAAUCCUCGCAAUUACCAAUUCAAGAAAUAUUGGUAUCAUGCCCAAUUUGUUCAAACCAAUAUAGAGAAAUAGAAAUUAAUGAGCAUAUUGAUAUCCAUUUAAAUGAACAAUCACAAAUUAAUAAUAAUAAUAACAAUAACAAUAACAAUAAUAUUAUUAAUGGAAAUGGUAAUAAUAAUUAUCAAGGAUCAUACGAUUUAAUAGAGCCUAUGGAUACCCCAACUACCACAACUACAACUACCACAACUACUACAGCAUCCCAUAUAAUUGAGCCUCUUUCUUAUGACCAACAAAACUCAAAUAGUGAAUCUAAACCAACUAAAAGGAAGAAUAAAAAAAAUUUACUAAAGAAACUAGUUAAGUUUCUCUCAAGAUCAAAGAAAUCAAAACCUAAAAAAUCAAAAAGAAUUAAAAAAAAUACAAACACUCCAAAUAUAAUUGAUAUUACAAGUGUUGAUACAAGUAACAACAUUGUUGAUAAUAACAAACCCAUUGAGUUUGAUAAAACUCCUAUCAAUUUCAACGACAAUAAUAAUAAUAAUAAUAAUAAUAAUAAUAAUAAUAACAAUAAUAACAAUAAUAACAAUAAUUUUCCAGGAAGUAGUAAUAAUUAUUUAAACGCAAGCAAUUCUACAAGACCUCAAUCACCUAUAUAUAAUAAUAAUAAUAAUAAUAAUAAUAAUAAUAAUAAUAAUAAUAAUAAUAAUAAUAAUAAUAAUAAUAAUAAUAAUAAUAAUAGAUCAUAUCAAUUACUAAAGGAAAAAGAGAAUAAAAUCAAAGUAAAUUUAGUAGAUAAAUUGGUUCGAUUUGAAUUUAAAAUGCCAACAAUAUUUGAACCAUCAUUAGAAAAUUAUUUAUUCGAUUAUGAAGCACAUAAAAAUAUGUGGGAUAAAAAGCCAUUAAAAUUGGUGAAAACCCACAAACAUACAAUAAGAUAUGUAUUAACAAUACAAGUUUCAAAAAUAAGUGGUAUUGUUUAUUCAUCUACCUAUUUUAUAAAUAAACCUCUUAAUUUAUCAAGUCAAUUUGUUAGGUCAUCUUCAUUUUCAGCAUUUUCAGUGGAUGGAAAACAAAUGCUUUGUGAUUCAAAAUUAAUUAAAACCAAUACAAAUCCAAUCUAUAAAUUAUUUUAUAAUAAACCAAUAUCAAAUUAUUUAUUAAAACAAGAAAUUGAAGUAGACUUAUUUAGUGUAAAAUUAACUCAAAUUGAUAUUGGAGAUGGUGAUACCACCGAUGUUGUUGUCGUUGAACCACUUUCAAUUCAAGAAAGAGAUUUCUAUCUUAUACAAACUUAUCCACCAACUGAAGAAUUUAAACAAUUCAUAGCCUUUAAUAAACUAUCACCUCAAAUCACAUCAAAUGGUGAAAUGGAAUCUUUAUUAUGCUUUGCAUACAGAGUUACAUUAUACAUUAGGAAAAUUGAAUAUUUAAAAGAAGCUGGUGAUCAAGAACCAAUGGAAACUAUAAGAUCGGGUAAAGCAAAUUGCACAUCUUUUUCAAUUUUAUUCAGUUCAAUAAUGAGAUUUAAUGGUAUACCAUGUAGAACUAUUAUCGGUAGAAAUGCUGGUGCAUUUAGAAGUGAAAUGGGUCAUGCCAAGAAUGAAUUCUAUCAUCCAUCCUAUGGUUUUAUUCCAGUGGAUUGCUCAUUAAAAGAUAACUCAGUUUACAAUACUCAUUGUUUUGCUGAUCAUUCUGGUGAUCUUUUAGUACUAACUGUUGAAAAUAUUACUUGUAAAGAAUUUAAUCAAAAUGAAAAAUUAUCUCUCAUUCUACCAGCAACUCUUCAUUCUUAUAAUCAAGCAAGACCACCAGUUUUUACUCCUUUUACUGAUAAUUUUUCAAUAUUAAAUUGUUGA